CUAGUGCUAGAACAGGUGCUUUACAGACAGACUAGUGUAGAACAGGUGUUUUACAGACAGACUAGUGUAGAACAGGUGUUUUACAGACAGACUAGUGUAGAACAGGUGUUUUACAGACAGACUAGUGUAGAACAGGUGCUUUACAGACAGACUAGUGUAGAACAGGUGCUUUACAGACAGACUAGUGUAGAACAGGUGCUUUACAGACAGACUAGUGCUAGAACAGGUGUUUUACAGACAGACUAGUGUAGAACAGGUGCUUUACAGACAGACUAGUGUAAGAACAGGUGUUUUACAGACAGACUAGUGUAGAACAGGUGUUUUACAGACAGACUAGUGCUAGAACAGGUGUUUUACAGACAGACUAGUGCUAGAACAGGUGCUUUACAGACAGACUAGUGUAGAACAGGUGCUUUACAGACAGACUAGUGUAGAACAGGUGCUUUACAGACAGACUAGUGUAGAACAGGUGCUUUACAGACAGACUAGUGUAGAA
Coregonus sp. 'balchen' is the source of this 496-nucleotide messenger RNA. NCBI's taxonomy places the organism in Eukaryota, Metazoa, Chordata, Actinopteri, Salmoniformes, Salmonidae. The record is from the annotation of a GenBank genome assembly.